Molecule: messenger RNA, 1527 nt
Organism: Arachis ipaensis
Lineage: Eukaryota; Viridiplantae; Streptophyta; Magnoliopsida; Fabales; Fabaceae
Product: coiled-coil protein (DUF572)
Biological process (GO): mRNA splicing, via spliceosome
Cellular component (GO): U2-type catalytic step 1 spliceosome
Source: RefSeq, a predicted model, not a curated record
AGAUAUUGAAUUUUGAUUUGAUUAGUUUACAAAGUUGGUAUCAAUAUUCUCACCUCAUUCUCCCUGCAAUCUCGUAGGCCUCCUCCGCCACCGUCAAUUAUUUCAGAUUACUUUUCCCGCAAUUCGUCGAAUUCGAUUCUUCUUCAUAUUUUCCUCUGAAUUUGUUUGGCGCCAGUGUUGGUGUUUCGGUAAACCCUAACCCUCUCCCUGUGACUGAAAAAACAGAAGCAGAAGCAAAAGAAGAGGGAGAAGAGAGAAGAUGGGAGAGAGGAAGGUGUUGAACAAGUACUACCCACCGGACUUCGAUCCGGCGAAGCUUCCGAGGGCUCGGAGGCCGAAGAACCAGCAGAUCAAGGUCCGCAUGAUGCUUCCCAUGAGCAUCAGAUGCAACACUUGCGGCAAUUACAUCUACAAGGGCACCAAGUUCAACUCCCGCAAGGAAGAUGUCAUUGGCGAGACAUAUUUGGGGAUUCAAAUUUUUAGGUUCUACUUUAAGUGCACUAAGUGCUCGGCGGAACUUACUAUGAAAACUGAUCCUCAGAACUCAGAUUAUGUGGUUGAAUCUGGUGCGACCAGGAAUUUUGAACCUUGGCGUGCUGAGGACGAGGAAGCUGAUGGCCUGAAACGGAAGAGGGAAUCUGAGGAGAUGGGAGAUGCAAUGAAGUCUUUGGAGAAUAGAACCCUAGAUUCUAAAAGAGAGAUGGACAUCCUUGCCGCAUUGGAUGAGAUGAAGUCAAUGAAGUCUAGGCAUGCGACUGUCACUGUUGAUGAAAUGCUGGCGGCCUUGCAACGUACAUCAGAUGAUAAGGAAAAAAGACUGGAAGAAGAAGAUGAAGCAUUAAUAAAAUCAGUUGUCUUCCAUAAUUCAAAUGAUUAUGUUAGAAGAGUUCGUGAUGAAGAUAUUGAAGAGGAAGAAGAGGUGGCUCAGCUUUCAAAUGGGCAUGUUGGAACUUCCAGUUCUAGUCCAAAGAGACAAAAGCCUUCCAAAGAACCUCCUGGCAAAGCAACCGACGCGCUAACAAAAGUUAGUUUGGAUGAAUCUGGCAAACAAGGAAAUUCCCAUGGUGGCAGUGCAAAGCCUAAUCCUUUGGUGAGGAUUUCCGUUAUUAAGAAACCAGUGGCUUCAGAUCCAAAAGGUGCCGCAGAACCAGAGCAAAAGAAAACUGUGGAUAGCAAUGCAAAUUCUGCUGGGGGACUACAAUCCUUGUGUCAAAGCUAUGGAAGUGAUGGUGAUGAUUCGGAUCAGUAGUUAUUAAUAUUGCUGCUCUAUUUCAUUUUGAGAUUGCUCCCAUAAGAUUGUAAAUUGAAUAUGUGAUGGGAAUGGGUGUGCAAUUGCUCCCAUAACAUGCAUUUUUGUUGUGGAAUAGAAAUACAUGGUUUUAGCUUUUAAAGCUUUUGCCAAAAUGUUAUUGCUUGGUAAAAUCAAUGUAGCAGGAAAAAAAGGGGGGAGGAAAAAAAAUGAGCAUGACUUUGUUUUUAGUAUGAAAAUGGCCUAUAGAAGCUUAUUAUGAAUUCCAUUUUAUGAAU